Paramecium pentaurelia is the source of this 325-nucleotide messenger RNA. The record is from the annotation of a GenBank genome assembly. NCBI's taxonomy places the organism in Eukaryota, Ciliophora, Oligohymenophorea, Peniculida, Parameciidae.
AAUGGCAGAACAACAAUAAGCAGACUAUUUGAAUCUAAAAGUAAAAUCCUAAGAUGGUGAAGAAGUCUUUUUUAAAAUUAAAAAGUAAACUUAAUUUAAGAAAUUAAUGGAUGCAUAUUGUUCUAGACAAAAUGUAUACAAAUAAAAAUUUAAAUAUUUAGUUACAAAUCUAAAAUGUCAGAUUUUUGUUUGAUGGUGAAAGAAUAUUAGAGACUUAAACUCCAGCAGAUGUAAAAAUAUCAAAAUGCAAUUCUUUUAGAUUGGAAUGGAAACAGGAGAUGAAAUUGAUGUUGUUAUAGAACAAGUAGGUGGAUAAUUAUAUUGA